AUAUCGCGGCUGCAGCUAUGCACGCAGCACGCACACAACGCAUAUAUAUUAUCUGCUGUAUGCCUGUAUAGUGUGUAUGUAUACACACAACGCGAUAGGUUAGAAAUGUCGAAUUGAAACAUUGAAAUGAUAAGUGUAUGUUUAUUUAAACGUCGAUACUCGCGCGUACUCUAGAGCUCUUUGCAAUAUGAAAAGGAGAAAAUUCUCCCGCUGAGCUGUCAAAUAUUUCGCUGAUUCACUGUCAAGAAAUUUUCUGCAAACAAGAGCGAGUCGCGACUACUUACUUAUAACGCUUUCAAGAAUUUCGAUCAGUUUCACUUUUAUCCGGAGGGAAAUGUAAUGAGAAUAACGGACAGAGAUGGCUGGAGGACGUAGGUGUCCUGGAGGACGGAGCGCAGCGAGUACUCGCAUACAAGUGGGCACUGCUAAUCAUUCCGUCUCCGGGACAAAUUACAUUAAUUCCGGAGUCUGCAAUGUCGAGGAGAAGAAACAUUUUGGAGAGCACAUGUCCAUAGGUCGCACACUGGCCCCCAAACAUGUUCCCAUUCCCACGAUCCCUGUGGAUGGGCAGCUGCUUUUCGAAGCCAUGUCCCUGGCCACAUCCCUGGUCGCCGCAUCUCUGCAAUUACUCAACUUGUACAAAACCGUCUGGUGGCUACCUCAAUCUUACAACGAGUACAGCAUGAACUUCUACUUGAUGGACCCUUACCUACUAAUAUUCAUCAUAACAAUGGUUGCAAGGCAAUUUGUUUACGCACUACUCUGUAAAUCUAUGGAUGUUACUACGCCUCCUCGUUGGUUGCCAUUUGCUCAAAGAGUAAUGAGGAUACUGCUUCUAAUUGUUAUCUUGGGCAUUCUUUUCUGGUGCCUGUAUUACAUGACUGAGAGACACAAUUCAAUCAAGGUUUUUUACCUUUGUUAUCCUAUUAUAUCUGUAUACUUCCUCAUGUUUGGAGCAAGCAUAGGACCCUUUUUUGAUAUAUCCACUGCGCCUCUUUAUGUCAAAGAGGAUAGGAAAACGAAAUUUUUACUAGAUAAACCACUGCAUAAUUGUUCACUCAACGCUACUGCUAUUAGGGCAGAGGUAGCAAGUCUAAAGUCGGACUUUAAUCGGCGCUUAAAGAGAGCUCUGUUUGCGUCAUCUGGAAGUGCAUAUUUGUGCGGCAUUGCACCUGUGAUAUUUGUUCCUCCACAUUUGCACUUUGACAUAACAUGGGUUGUACAGCAUAUUGUUCUGAUUUGGCUUGGUAGAUUAGGCGCUCACUUCACACAGGCGUAUCCCGUUAGGUACUGCGACGUUCUGCACAGAGCAGCACUACACUUGGGGAAAUGGUCAAAAGUCGACGGUAAGAGUAAUCACUUACCGGCACAAUCGUGGAACGACGCUGUUUUAUGGCCUCAUGGUUCUUUAGUAAGGCACAACAAAGAGCUCUAUCGUUCCGAGGGUCUCUGUACCGCUGCUGAACCAGGAAACUCGAGUCACUAUCGAUUUUACGCGCUGUUUGGCAAUCCCACGAUUUUGCAGUGUUCUUUGCUAGGAUUAGAACUGACUCUUGUCGCCGUACAAAUGAUGAUACUCGUCCGAACAACAGAGUGGUAUAGGGUACUGUCGAUGAGUCUGUUGAUCGUGACGAAUUACUAUACGCUCUUCAGGCUGACCAGGGACUAUUUGGUGUGUUGGAAAGUUUACCGCGCAGAGCAGAUAGUCCAGGAGAAGGCACAAAUGGCACUGUCUGGCAAUGCUCAAUAAGUGCGAGGAUGGACGCGUCGCGCGCGAUCGUGUGUUAGUGUGUGAAACAACCAAAGAGGUACAACGCUACGAGGAAAAUAUAAGUUCAUUUUUAUUUUCACCAUUACGUUUUUUUUCCUUUCAUAAAACAAAUAAAAUCAACAAUUUUUAACAGUA
Messenger RNA from Nasonia vitripennis (jewel wasp), 1906 nucleotides. Its product is annotated as transmembrane protein 39A. The coding region runs from base 359 to 1750 and encodes 463 amino acids. The record is from RefSeq and is a predicted model, not a curated record. NCBI's taxonomy places the organism in Eukaryota, Metazoa, Arthropoda, Insecta, Hymenoptera, Pteromalidae. Gene Ontology annotation, cellular component: membrane. The transcript has 7 exons.